Molecule: messenger RNA, 666 nt
Organism: Ambispora gerdemannii
Lineage: Eukaryota; Fungi; Glomeromycota; Glomeromycetes; Archaeosporales; Ambisporaceae
Source: the annotation of a GenBank genome assembly
AUGAGUGAUCUUAAUGGUUUCCUUAACAAAAAUCCUAAUAUGCAAAUACCGCUUACUCCUGCCCAUUUUUCCAAAAUCAAUACUUGCGGUCUGGAAGGCUUAUCUGAAAAUGAACGAAAUAUAUAUUUUAUGCAAAGUACAACAGAAGAAUAUUCUACUGAGGACCCUUCACAAGAAUUAACUAAGAAAUUCAAAGAAUGGACCUACGGAGGUUCUCCGUACCUCUUUGGUUAUUAUGCUACUGAGGUGCCAGAUUUUAUUACAAUAUAUCGACCAAAUGGAACUGUUACUGAACUCGGAUAUAGCGUUAAGAAAAUAUUUAAAGAAGUCUCGGUUAAGCAUUUAGUAGAAAUUUAUAAAACGCUACGUGAGAAUAAAGUUAGAUACAAUGACAAAUUGGAACAUUCCACUUCGCAUUGUGUUUAUUUGGCACCAUGUGAAUUGCAACGAACACCAACCAAUCUCAAAGAAUUAUUGCAAGCGUUAAUUUGUAUACUGACGUGUCUAAAGGAGAUGCAUGGAAUUAAACCCAAUCCACUUAUGCACAGAGAUGUUCGAUGGCCAAACAUUGUUCGCUAUAAGGAUGAAUAUAAAAAAUUCAUUUUAAUUGACUUUGAUUACGCAACAUUUGGCAAGGGAAAAAAAGGCAUCGCAAAAAAACUUUAA